This is a messenger RNA of Ananas comosus (pineapple), 1670 nucleotides long. Its product is annotated as protein TIFY 4B. The transcript is spliced from 9 exons. The coding region runs from base 54 to 1184 and encodes 376 amino acids. Gene Ontology annotation, cellular component: nucleus. NCBI's taxonomy places the organism in Eukaryota, Viridiplantae, Streptophyta, Magnoliopsida, Poales, Bromeliaceae. Gene Ontology annotation, biological process: response to wounding; regulation of defense response; regulation of jasmonic acid mediated signaling pathway. The record is from RefSeq and is a predicted model, not a curated record.
ACUUAUAAUCACCUCUACGAGAGCUCCGCCGCGGGAGAUCGCCGGAAUCCGCCAUGGAUUCCGGCGGGUCGACGUCGGCGAGGGCGCUUCUAGAGAAGCCGCUCGCGGAGCUCACUGAGGAGGACAUCGCUCAGCUCACGCGAGAGGAUUGUCGCCGCUUCCUCAAAGAGAAAGGUAUGCGGCGCCCCUCCUGGAACAAGUCGCAGGCGAUCCAGCAGGUCAUCUCCCUCAAGGCCCUCCUCGAGGGUCGCCCCGACUCCGCUACCACCGCCACUCGCCAAAAGCCACCGCCUCCGCCUCCUCCUCCUCCUCCGCCGCCGCCGCACAUUAACCUCUCCUCCCCGCCCAAGGACCCGAGCGGGGACUCUCCGUCGCCUCCGCCGAAGGCCCCGUCGCCGUAUCGCAGACGAGAUCCGACCCCGCCGGCGUUCGCAGCCGGCGACCCCUCGCUCCGGCCGACCCUCGCCGGAGGAAACCCCCUCCCGUCGCCGGAGAACCGCUGCUUCUCUCCCAGGGCUGCGGCGGAGGUGCCGGCUGGUCAGAUGACCAUCUUCUACGACGGAAAGAUCAACGUCUACGACGGAGUCAUGCCCGAUAAGGCGCGGGCCAUCAUGCAGCUCGCCGCGAGCCCUGAUGGCCGCGAUUUCGGGCCCGGUCCGGCUCACUCCAUCAGGCCGCUGCCCCCUCGCUUCCCCAUGGCUUUUCUCGCACCGGCACAUGUCCGACCCGCUCCGUCAGCUGCCGGCAUUUUUCCACUCGCACCUGCUGGCGCGUUGGGCCGACGAUCCCGGGAGAGUGUGGAGGAGUGGAGAGCCCCGCCGCCCGAGCGUGAACCCGAGACCGAAGGUCCGACGAGCAGAAAAGCAUCUUUGCAGCGGUAUCUGGAGAAAAGGAAAGACAGGUUUAAGGGCAAAAGAAUUGUUGGGGGUUCAUCUUCUUCUGCCAUGGAGAUGAUUUACUUGGGCCAGAAGAUUCAGGAUCAGGCAUCAAAUGAGCAAUUGGUUAGGAGCGACACGAGCUCCCCUAACCACCCGAGACCACCAUCAACACCCACUAGGAGCAGCUCGAUGGAAAACCAGGCAGGAAAGUUACGCUUCUCGGUUGACCUUAACGAUGAUUGUACUAAACUCCAAAGUCUUGAUUGCAUCUCAUUUUUAAACAGGUGGUGGCAAUUGAGAACCUAGUUUCCUUUGCUCAAAGAGUUGCUAAUCCAAAUGUUUCGAUGCAAGGAUCGAACCUAAUCUUUGGAACGGUCACUUUCUUUUGAGAAUUAAGCAGAUGCCCUGUAGUCUGUUAUCACGACUGUCGUUCCCUUGGACUACAAGAGGAAGGCUAUUUUGCAUCUGGUCUAAUGCGGGCGUGUAUACCAGGUAAAUAAGAUUUUAAGAAGAACAUCAUCAGGCUGAGAAUUAUGGUAUAAGAUGGUAAGGCGCGUCUUUAGUCUCUCGAGACAAUCAAUUAGCCAAGAGUUUUAGGUAUUCCGUUUUGGGGUCAGAUGAACUCUUACGCGGGAAUCUGUUGUUGUACAAGGCUCAGGCCUAUUUUGCACUUAUAUGUGUAUCAGUAAUCUUGAUGGUGAUGAGGUGAAUGUAAUUUGAGAUUUUUAUCUUAUUAUUCUGAAAUUAAAUUUGUGCAGCUUUGGACGUAUGCUGCAGAUCUUCUCCUUUCAA